Molecule: messenger RNA, 5248 nt
Organism: Hipposideros armiger (great roundleaf bat)
Lineage: Eukaryota; Metazoa; Chordata; Mammalia; Chiroptera; Hipposideridae
Gene: MIGA1
Product: mitoguardin 1
Exons: 15
Coding region: 1-1812 (603 amino acids)
Biological process (GO): mitochondrial fusion
Source: RefSeq, a predicted model, not a curated record
AUGAAGAUUAGAAGAGGAGUCAUGUCAGAAGAAACAGUAAGCGAAUCACCGUUUUCCCUGAAGACAGCAGCACUAAGAGUAUUUGAUCUUCCUCUGUCUUGGUACUAUUCUCUCUCCCAGAUCAGAUUUUCGCCUGUAGCUAAAAAGUUGUUUGUGGUAACUGCGGUGAGUGCUGUAUCUGUAAUUUUUCUGGCACAUCACUUUAAAAGAAGACGUGGGAAGAAGAAAGGAAAAAUAUUACCCUGGGAACCAGAGCACCUCAUACUUGAAUACACAAAAAGGGCGGCAUCAGACAAAGGUUCAAGUUGUUCCAGUAGUAGACAGAAUUUGACAUUAUCUUUAAGUUCUGUCAAAGACAAAGGAUCUCAGUCUUGUAACUAUGUUAACGGAGGACUUUUCAGUAAAUACUCAGGUUCUGCACAGAGUUUGGCCUCUGUCCAGAGUGUCAAUAGCUGUGCUUGUGGUAAUUCUAAUUCCUGGGACAAAGCAGAUGAAGAUGAUAUUAAACUUGUUAAUAUUCCCGUGACCACUCCUGAGAAUUUAUACUUGAUGGGUAUGGAAUUGUUUGAAGAGGCAUUACGUCGAUGGGAACAAGCUCUAACCUUUCGAAAUAGACAGGCUGAAGAUGAAGCUUGUGGUUCUAUUAAAUUGGGUGCAGGAGAUGCCAUUGCUGAAGAAAAUGUAGAUGAUAUUAUUAGUACUGAAUUUAUCCAUAAACUUGAAGCUCUGCUGCAAAGAGCAUAUCGUCUCCAAGAAGAGUUUGAAGUGACCCUGGGGGCAUCUGAUCCUAAUUCCCUAGCUAAUGACAUCGAUAAAGAUACAGACAUCACUGUGAAAGGGAAUAUGGAUGACUUUGGCCUGCGAGACACCUUGAGCAUUGCGUCAACCGACUCCUUUGCUUCAGCAGCAGAGCUUGCAGAACACAGAGAAGUGCGGCAUACCUACAGUCUAGAGUCUCUUUGUCACUGUCCUUUUUACGAAGAAGCCAUGCAUUUAGUUGAAGAUGGAAAAAUUUACUCAAGAGUGCUUAGAACCGAAAUGCUGGAGUGCCUAGGAGACAGUGAUUUUCUUGCCAAACUUCACUGUAUUCGACAGGCUUUUCAGGUAAUCCUUUCAGAAACAGCCAACAGAAUAUUCCUUGCUGAGAGUGGAAGGAAAAUUUUAUCAGCGUUAAUUGUGAAAGCACGAAAGAAUCCAAAGAAGUUUGAAGACGUUUUUGAUGAAAUGAUCUAUUUUUUAGAGCAGACUGAUCACUGGGAUAGUACUGAAAUGGAACUAGCUGCUAGAGGAGUGAAAAAUCUAAAUUUCUAUGAUGUUGUUCUGGAUUUUAUAUUAAUGGAUUCCUUUGAAGAUUUAGAAAACCCACCCACCUCCAUACAGAAUGUAGUAAAUAACCGCUGGCUGAACACCUCCUUCAAAGAAACUGCUGUGGCUUCAAGUUGUUGGUCCGUACUAAAACAGAAAAGGCAGCAGAUGAAGAUCCCAGAUGGAUUUUUUGCCCAUUUUUAUGCCAUUUGUGAGCACAUCAGCCCUGUUCUAGCGUGGGGCUUUUUGGGUCCUAGAAAUUCUCUCUAUGAUUUAUGUUGCUUCUUUAAGAAUCAAGUUCUUUUCUUUCUCAAAGACAUUUUCGACUUUGAGAAAGUGCGCUAUUCCAGUAUAGAGACUUUGGCAGAAGAUCUCAAGCAGUUACUUACUCGCCGCACUGAACUCUUAAUAGCCUAUGUUGGAGCUGAUGCACUGAGGCAUACAAGUAGUUGUAUAAGUAAUCAUGCUCAUAUGUCCAGUGGCCUCGUGGAAGCCAAAGUGCAAUAGGUACCAUAAAAAUCACACAAUUUGAGUGUGCUGUGAAAUAUUUUGAGGUAAUUUGAUUUUGUAAUAUAACGCAGAAUUGGUGGGUAUGGACUCAGGGAGGAAAAAAUAUCUCGAAAAGAAUGAGUGACCGUACUGUAGUUACACAGAAGUUCUAUCAUUGAAUCCCUGUGUAGUGUAUCCAAAGCAGCUUUUUACUGUCUUUAGAUAAUAAUAUAAGUUGUGAAAUGUUGUCUAUUUUACAGAAAUAUUGCUUGAAUUGAAGCUAGUACUUGGGAGUUAAUUGAUUUGUCACUUUGAAGCUGUCUGAAAUGUCUAGUAUCAUUCUCAAAAGCUCUGAUACUAUGCUUUGCACCUUGAAAGUAGACAUGUUAGCUAAGACUGUGGCCCACAUGUGCAAGAAUAUAUCACACCUAGUGUCAACAAACUUAACUUUGCCUGAAAAUGUAUUUUUAAUUGUAAAGUUAUUCAUUUGUUUAAACAAGUUUAGACAGUAGUGGUGUUUAAUAUAUACUGCUCACAUUAUUGCUUGUGCAUUUGCUGAUGUAUUUGAAUCAAAGAAAUUGUAAUGGCUGAGUAUCAUUAUAAAACAUUUAAAUGAAUUGACGCUGAGAAGUUUACAAGUUACAAAUUUAUAUUAGAUUUACUGCAGUUUUCAAAAUAUAUUCAGUUGGUCCUAUAAGUUACAAUACAGAGACUGAAGAAGUUUAUUUUAUCUUUUUAUAGAUUAGAGCAUUUUUCUCUUGAAUGAGUAUUGAUUAAAAAGAUAACAUUUAUUAACUAUGACAGGCAAUUGAAAUUUUUCUUGUAUAGUUUUGAGACUGUCUCCCAACAUCUGAAGGUAUUAAUCUUGAUACAGUAAAAUCAUUUCUCCUUUCUCCUACAAAACAGGUUUUUAGUUAUUCCCACAGAGAACUUAGUACAUUUUUGUCAUAUUAUGCCCAUAUUUUAAAAAUAUUCAUACUUUGAAUCUUAGUGAGGUUUUAAAGAAGGUUUAUUUUUUCCAUAACUAUAGAACAAAACAUUUUUAAUGGUAUGGAAGUAUAUUUCAUGUUCUUUAUGACAAAUAUAUGAACGAAUGGGUUGUUAUAUAAGGAAGGUUCUUCAGAGUAUAUUAGAUACUUUCAGAGUUGUAUUAAUUUUGUGUCUAAACCAUAUACCACUUAUUUGAAGUGGAUGACUCAGUAUAUCAAGGGAUUGGAUGUGUUGAUUUUGUUUUUAAAGUGGGCUUUAUUCAAUUUAGGAGUGAGUUACCCAGAAGGAUCUAACUAUAUUUUUUUAGAAUGGAUUUUUAGAUUAAAGUGCCUAGUUUCUGAUUAAUGAAUAGAAAAUGAAAAGUGGGGAGAAAAGCAUAAUCUUUUAGGGUUUUAAAUUUAUGUAUGUGCCACGUUUAUGUAACAUUAGUUACAAAAUAAGACAUUCAGCAUCUUUAUGCUGUUUGCAUGUACUGUGUUCCCUAAUGUAUAGGUUAUGACAUUAAACAAUAUGAAAUAUUGCUCUAGUAACUUUUUAGUAUAUAGCGCUUUGACUUUUCUUACAUCUAUUCUUAAUUUAAGAAUUGGCUAUUUGUAAUUCUUAUCAUUGAUGGAGGUGUAUCAUUAGAAGUAUCAAAGCUAAAAAUUCCAUUAUGUAGUGUUUUACUUUUUAAUUUAUAUCUUGUAUUUUUAGCUUCUUGUUGAGGUACCACUGGCCUUGAAUGAUUCACACACAUACACACGUGUGUGUGCACACACAUUUCCAUUAUCAUGUAGGCAAGACAGUUAUUGCUUAUAUUAAGUUUCUAUUUGUGGGGGCUAAAUGUUUUUAAGCUGUGGUUUUAUAAACAGAGCUAUACAUAAAUUUAAUUACUUUUUUAUUUGAGGAAGAUGUUAUUUGAAAUCUAUUUUGAAGAAUUGCACUAUUUAAUAAUGCUGCUACUAUAUAAGAUAAAUGGGGAAUUUAUUUCAUUAGAUAAGAUGAAUGACUUUAGAAAGUGUUUUUUCUUUUUCUCAUUUACAUUUCACCUUUAAAAAAAAGUUGCUCAUAUUCAAGAGGUUGGUUUGCCUUAUUCAGUUGCUUGAGUUUGUUUAGUUUCUGGUCAGUUUAGUAGCUACUACUUUAGUAAAAUGCUUUCUUUGUGGCUUUUAACAUAAGAGACAAGACUGACAAAAUAGAAUUUCAAGGUAAUAAGUAUAGGGAAAAAAGCCUCUCUAAUGUAAGAGAAGAAACUUGAAUUUUUAAAAGUACCAUCUUUUGAAAAUGUUUUUGUGCACAGAAGAGUACUUAAGACAUAUGUGCCAAUUUCAGUUUGCCUUGAAACUGGGUUAAACAGCUAAAGCAAUGUUUUAAAAAAAUAAGAAAAUGAUUAAACUAGUUUAAAGCCUUUUAGGAUAAAACCCUGUCUAACACUUACUCAUGGUAAUAUUAUCAGAAAAUUGCCAUUGCCACCAUGAGUCCUAUCAUUUACUUCCCUAUAUAAAUCAUAAGAGGGCCUUCAAUUCAUCCUGACAAAAAUGAUUUUUUUUUCCCCCUUCUGUUUUCUGGAAGAAAAAAGGUAAGUGUUCAGAGGAUUUAUAUUUGUUUUGUUUUUUUCCCAUUUUUGUUUCUCUACAUUUUUGUUCAACUAGAAGGCUUUAUUUCUUCUUGAAGGCUUACAGUAUGUUUAUUAAAUGUCAAAAUGAGAUUAUCUUUUUAAAAAGAAGCCAAGUUUUUCAUACUGUUACACUUAGCUGCAAAGAACUUUCUCUCAAAUAGCAUGUUCUUUAUUUGCAUCCAUUUACUAUUCUUAAUUUGUUCAAUUAACUGACUUUAUAAAAAAUAUUUACAAACUUUUUCUUGCCUUAAGGUGUAGCAUUUCCUACCUAAAUGAUUACCCAGUAAGUGAUUAUUUGUUUUGCGAGAGAGUUCUUUAGUUUAUCAUUCCUUUAAACCUAUGAAAUAGGAAUGCCAAAGUAACAUUUAAUAUACUUCUGUGUGACCUUUCAUAAUCAGAAAUUUUAAAUUAUGUUCAUAAUCUACCUUUAUUUUAAUGUGAACACAUUAGGAAAUUAUUCAGAAUAUACAUUUGAAAGUGAUUAUAUGAAUUAGGCUGAAUUCAAAAUUUUGGUUUUUUGCUUGGAUUAAUCAAAUGUAGAAGUAUUUCUGUAUGCGAGACAGGAAUUUGUGUAAUCUGUGAUUAAUGGAAACAAGGGCAUCCUUUUGUUGUUGUUGUUCCUAAUGAUUACAUUGUUACUGUUUUGCUUAGUUUGAGAACAACCAUGUAUGAGCUUUACUUGACCAAUAUCAGUAAAUGUGUCUAUUUCUUAAAUGUAAGGACUGCACUUACUAAUUGAUGUAAAAGUGAAACAGUACAGUAGCAGAAUAAAUUAGCACUGGUUCUUUAGCCAAAAUAAGCACUGUAACAUGGAUGUAGUUCUACUGCCAAAUAAAAUGUGAUGGUACAUGUUGCUGAUGUAUUGAA